Molecule: messenger RNA, 3331 nt
Organism: Drosophila virilis
Lineage: Eukaryota; Metazoa; Arthropoda; Insecta; Diptera; Drosophilidae
Product: zinc finger protein 814
Biological process (GO): regulation of transcription by RNA polymerase II
Cellular component (GO): nucleus
Molecular function (GO): DNA-binding transcription factor activity, RNA polymerase II-specific; zinc ion binding; RNA polymerase II transcription regulatory region sequence-specific DNA binding
Source: RefSeq, a predicted model, not a curated record
UGCCAAAUGACGCGCGUUGGCGAAAAGUGCGCUGUGCACGAGUAAAGUGAAGUGAAAUUAGAAAUAUAAUAAAUAAAAGCAAAUGCCGGGAUUUAUUAAAUAGCUUGGUGUCUCAUAUAUGUGCAAGUGAUUACUGAAGUUAAUGUAGAAUCGGUUGAAUUGGUGCCUGGCUUUAAAUAUUACAUAUUACUUGACGGCCUAGCGCGUUGCGCUUACAAUAAUGAACGCCGAAUCGGAUGAUCUGGAGGACACUCACCUGUGCAUUAAAUGCAAUGCGACCAUUGUUGGUCUGAGCAAAUACAUUGAGCACCGCAAGCGGAAUUGCUUAGGCAUAGUUGGAAAUGAUCGUGUGGCGAAGCAAGUGGUGGCUCCGACCACGACGACGACUACGACUCGUACCGAGCACGUGGCGUCGUCCACGAUCAUGAGUCGCUCCAACUUGGCGCACAGCUAUGACGGCUUCCACUUUGCGGAGCCGGAAGCGCCGAGCAGUUACCUGCGCAAGACGACCGCCAGCCAUGGCGGAAAGACGUCCAAGUCCCUGACAGAGACCUAUGAUCCGACUUAUGAGCUGGGCGCCGAUUUGUUUUUUUCUUCGCUGCAGCUGCAAAGCGUCUCAACGGGAGGCAAGACAGGCGCACGCCCGGAUCGAGGAGCCAAGGAAGAACAGAGUUGGCACUCGGCCAGCAGCUGUUCAGAUCCAUUGCUGAAGGCGGUGCGGGAACACGAGGAAUCCGACUUCAAGCCGCUCAAAUUCGUGCACUCACCAGAAGCCAGCGAGGAGGAGGAGGAUGAGGAGGAGCCCGAUGACUUUGAUGGGGAAGACGAUGAUGCAGAUCAUGAUCACGAGCACGAUCAUGAGCACGAGCACGAGCACGAUCACGAUGCUGACGAAGAUUACGAUGCGCGGCACUCGCGGCAUUCUCCGCCGACCGUGCCCGCCACGCACACGGGCGGCAAAUGGAAACCGGAACAUCGUCCUCAGUUACGUCACACGCAUCUGGAGCGCAUCUCGCCCAGCUGGGACGAGGCGCCCGAAGAUCCGCACGACCAUCCGCCUGCUGAGCAUACGCAUGGCAAGUGGGUACCGGGCAGCAAGCAGCUGGAGUACCGCGAAAACAUAGAUCUGACCAAGCUGCAGCAGCCGGGCGCCAGCUACUGGUGCAACAUCUGCUGCCGGCGCCUCAAGACGCGACUCAACUACGAGCAGCAUCUGCGCAGCGGCUACCAUCAGCGCCGCGCCGAGGCUGAAUGCCAGCUGGAGCAAGCCAAUCUCGAGGGCGCCAAUCUCACCCUCACCAAGGACUUUGAGCCAGCGCCGGCGGAGCAGCUGCAGCGCCGUCGCCGGCGUCGAGCCAAUCUGCUACGCUGCGAGCUGUGCCGCCAUAGCAUGGCCCGCCAUCUAAUGGGCAAGCACCUGAUCUCACACUAUCACUAUCGACGACUGCAGCAGCAGCAAACACAGCUGCGCCGCCAGAAUUCUCUGCACUCCAUACUAGAGCACAUGGGCAGCAUAGUGCGACAGGCGCCCUUCCAGUGCCUGCCCUGCCGCUUCUAUGCAAACACGGAGCAAUCUUUCCAGGCACAUUGGCGCUCCUCUGCUCAUAUGGAGCUCACCGCACGACUGGGCGGCAGCUUCUGGUGCAGCUACUGCCAGUUUGAGUGCGCGAGCAACGAGGAGAUGUGGCAGCAUCUGGUGGGCAACACGCACAUGGAGGUGCUGUUCGCCAUCAAUCGAUCGGUGCCCGUUUGCAUUGCCCAGCGCCGACAGCUGAGCUGCUCCGUGUGCAGCGCCAGUUUCUUAUACAAUGUGCAGUUGAGGCGUCACUUUGCGACGGAGCACGCCGGAAUCGUGGCCACGGGCAGCGCUUCCGAUGACUAUCAGUGCCGCUUUCGUUGCGGGAUUUGUGGAGCUGCACAGAGAUCGCGAGUGGCGCUGCAGCGGCACGAGAAGCACAAGCAUCGCCUGGCCAAAUACUACUGUGCCGUUUGCCGUCUGGAGUUCGAGACGCCGAUGGAGGCGCGUCGCCAUCGCAGCCUCAUGCAGCACAAGCGGCGUGCAAGUCGCCAGCCCAGCCGCAAAUCUAGCACACAACCGGAGCGCGAGAUAGAGCACAUGCUGCGCGAGGUGCUGGAGGAGCGGCAGCCUGAAAAGCCGACGGCAGCAGCAGCUGCAGCAGUGGCCAGCUCUAAGAGGCGCCGCCUGGUGAGUCAAUGCGCCAGCUGCCAGCUUAGCUUUGACACACCGCAGGCGCUGAUUCAGCAUCGCAGGGAAUCACAUCCCAUGGACAAUCAUGCCUGCCUUAGCUGUGGCCUCAGCUUUCAGUCCGCCCAGGCGCUGGGUCGCCACACACGCAGCUGCCAGCCCGUCGCCUCCAGCUCCACAGCUGCGCCAGCUCCAGCCCAGUCCAAGAACUUUGACUGCGAUCAGUGCAGCUUCAGCGCCCAGUACGAGUCGGAUCUGCUCUAUCAUCGUUUCUUCCAUACACGCGGCUCCUCAAUGGGCAAGGACGAGCUACUGCAAUGCCCGCUCUGUCCCAAACAGUUUCGCAAGCACUCGCUGCGUGCCCAUUUGCGCAAUCACACGGACGAGCGCAUCUUCGAGUGCGCCGAGUGCUUGGCAAAGUUCGCCAGAAGACACAACCUUAAGAAUCACAUGGCCACCAUGCAUGGCGAUCGGGAUCAGACGGCAGCAGCCAAGACAACAGCUAAACGGAAGCCGCCUGUGUCGAAGACGAAAUUUCAGUGUGGCACCUGCGGCAAAAUUCUAGCAAAAAAAUACUCACUUAAACUGCACGAAAUGAGCCACGCUUCGGUGGAACGUCAGUUUCGGUGCCAACACGAGGACUGUUCGUAUGCGGGCCUUACGCCGGAGGCUCUUAAAACCCAUCUAAUAUCUCAUGCCAAGGGCAAUCACAAGUGUGAACACGAAAACUGCAACUAUGUGGGCAAAAGUGAGCUGCACUUGAAGAGGCAUCUCAAGUCGCAUGCAGCCGAGCCAGAGAUGGGCCAGGGUGGCAAAUGGUUCUCGUGCGAUCAGUGCGAGUUCAGGGCGCGCAUCAAGGGUCAUCUGAGCCGUCACAUGCGUCGUCACACCGGGGAGAAGCCCCAUCAGUGCCCCCACUGCGACUUUCAGUGCAGCAGCAUGGACAAUUUACGCAAACAUAUUGUCAAGACGGGCAAACAUCCGGGCAAAUUUAUUUACGAGUGUUCGGCUUGUGCCGACGCCUUCAAGAGCAACAGCUUCAAAGAAUAUCAAAUACAUUUAACAACGCACAAGAAAUCAAUUCCAUAAGGCACUUGGAACUCUUCAGAGCAUGGUAAGCAUUUA